Ilyonectria robusta is the source of this 1830-nucleotide messenger RNA. RefSeq lists its product as uncharacterized. The record is from RefSeq and is a predicted model, not a curated record. Gene Ontology annotation, biological process: regulation of DNA-templated transcription. The transcript has 2 exons. Lineage: Eukaryota; Fungi; Ascomycota; Sordariomycetes; Hypocreales; Nectriaceae. The coding region runs from base 125 to 1678 and encodes 517 amino acids. Gene Ontology annotation, molecular function: zinc ion binding; DNA-binding transcription factor activity, RNA polymerase II-specific.
CUCCAUCUCGUAAAUUGGCGCAAAUCACAUCAUUUCUCAGCCCAACCGACGCCAGCUCAGCCAUGGCAGAGCCUGUAAAGAAGAUAAAGUGGACGCGUGCGAGAGCGCCGAGAGUGAGGACGGGAUGUGUAACAUGGUAUGUCGCCAAUUCUGCAAGACGUUGAAUACCUUACCUAUAGUUGAUUCACUUAGCAAAAUACGCCAUUUGAAAUGCGAUGAAGGUAAGCCAACCUGCAAUCGUUGCGACAAAGAUAAGUUCACUUGUGGCGGCUAUGUCACUGUACCUGCUUUCAUCCGCCGUCCCAAGCGCAAGUCAAUCGUCAGGCCUUCGACCAAAUUACCCUUCAUCGCACCUUCAUUAUGCAUCUCACUCCCGACGCCCUUGUCACUCCAGCCAGAUGCCUCGUCAACCGAGCUUGACCUCUUCCACCAUGUCCGGGCCUACACCGUCUUAGAACUUGCCAACUCCCUGCCUCCCACCGAAUUCUGGCACAACUAUGCUCUUCCUCUUAGCCACACCUACCAGCCCAUCGAAGCAGCUAUCUGCGCCCUCGGCAGCGCGCACAAGUACUUCAAACGUCAGGGUCAAAUGGACCUUGUUACUCGAAGGACUUGCGAAGACGAAUCUGUUGUGCAAUACAACCUAGCUAUCCGUGCCGCGCAUCAGUACAUGGGCUCAUCUGAGAGGAAGCUCGAGGUAAUCCUCACCUGUUGCCUGAUCUUCAUCUGCAUAGAAAACCUCCACGGCCGCUAUCAAAAUGCUCUCCGCCAUCUUGAGUCCGCUUUCUCGCUACUCAAUGCGCCCUACCAAUGGAACAGUUUGGAACCUUCAACGACUCCGGGUCAGCGACAGGAUCUGACCGUUUUCCUCCGACACAUCGAACCUUUGCUCUGCGGACUAGCUUCGGACGCGCAGUUUUACAUGGACGAUGAUAUGUCGAUGAAAGUCAUGUCUGGUCUUAUAGCGUGGGUCGAAGCCCAGAAGCCCGUCGACCUCGGGGACACACUGGCUCCGUUCCCUUCUGCUCAAGCUGCAGCCUUGGCAUUGAACCGGCUACAGAGCAUGUGCGAUGUGGAGCUUUGCGCAGACUGCAUUUCCUCGGACGGGAACUGUUGCCACACUUCAACAUCCAACUGUGACUCGGAGGACUGGUUCAUAGAGACGCUGUUUGAGGCCUGGAACGCUCGUUUCAAAGCCUUCAGAGCGCUUUUUGAUCCCGAAAAGGCUAUCGAAUCGGAGAUUCACCGAGUGAAAAUUCUGGACCUGGAGCAGAUCACAUGGGAAGCAACUAUGAAAAUGGACUCCAUCAACGACGAUCUGGAUAGAUCAGACUGCGAGGAAAUUCUCCGGAGAGCAGAAUCGCUGAUUCAAUAUGAGAGCACCGGUCUAGGACGCACCUUCAGCUUUAAUGGCCAUUUGGUCCCACCGCUUUCGUUGGUGAUCAUCUCAUGUCCAGAUCCUGACAUUCAGUGGAAAGGUGUGAGUCUGCUCCGAUCCAUGCACCGGCGGGAGGGUAUGUGGGACAGUGAGGAGAUGGCGAAUGUGUAUUCGGAGAUGAUCACAGCAAAGGAGAAGAAGCUUUUGAGCUGGGAUGACAUCCCAGGGGACGUGCCGGGCUUGACGGGGUUGCUUGCAUCCCUGCAGCUUUCGCCGUCUUCCGUCAAAGACCUUUUGUAGAAGCAUCAGGUUUCAGAGCCCCCUUGCUCGGCUCCCAUAGUUAGCCAAUGCUAUCAAUAUUUGCUCCUGUCUUGAAGCCGAUCAAUCAUCAAAAAUAUCCCCUUGAGAUUCCAGAUCUACAAGACGAAUAUGAAGAAUUGACUGCUGUAAAG